CGUGGUCACGCAUCACCGCGUCCUGCAUGUCUGACAAGGUUCACAUGUAAGGCGCAUACACGAACUGGCUUUUUAGAGUCUCCAUUCCCUCGCAAGAGCUCUAUUCCGACCCAGUUCACAGCUCGGCGCAGCGCGCGUAUGGUGACGUGAUACACCUCCGCUGCGAAUGCCUCACCUACAGUAGCCAUGGCCGUCUUGUCGAAACCUUGGUCGAAGCAGGGGCUAUCCAGCGCUUCGAUCAAGUCGCUCGUUAACGAAUUCACCUCGCUAUACCUUCAAAAUCGCACACGCAUAUCACGCGCAGUCUACAUCACACUAUUCGUGGCCCUCAUAAACCGUGUGCGCAACGCCAUCGCCGAACAGAAAGCCGCCUCGAUACGACGCGAAGCCCAACGAAAGACCGGUACAGGACCUAGCGAUGGCGAAGCGACAGGGCGAAAGAAGGUUGAAUUGAACCGCGAAUUCUUCAAGAAUCUCUUACGGUUGCUCAAAAUCUGUAUACCGGGAUGGAGGAGUAAGGAGUUCAGGCUGAUCAUCAGUCAUAGCAUCUUCCUGGUGCUUAGGACAAUGAUCAGUCUGUAUGUCGCCGAGCUCGACGGAAGGCUAGUUAGCAGUCUUGUACGAGGCAAAGGCAGCGAAUUCCUGAAAGGACUGGUAUGGUGGAUGGCUGUAGCCAUCCCAGCAACCUUCACGAACUCAAUGCUCUCCUACCAUCAGUGCAAAUUGUCACUGCAGUACCGCACGCGACUUACGAACUACGUCCACAACAAGUAUCUCUCGCAGAUGACCUUUUACACGCUUUCAGCUCUCGACGACCGAAUCAAGAACGCCGAUCAGCUCAUCACAGUAGAUGUAGCCAAGUUCGCGAACAGCCUCGCUGAGUUGUACUCGAACCUCGCGAAGCCGGUGCUUGAUAUAAUUGUGUACAACUACUCGCUAUCUCGCAGCGUGGGAGGAGAAGGUCUCUUCUUCAUGAGCUUACUCGUUCAGCUUUCUGCGAACGUUAUGCGCGCGCUCACUCCACCCUUUGGCAGAUAUGUUGCGGACGAGGCUCGCCUUGAAGGCGAGUUCAGAUUCCAGCACUCGAGACUAAUAGAUUAUAGCGAAGAAGUGGCACUGUACCAUGGCCAUGAGGCAGAGAAGGAUACACUGGACAAGGGCUACUUCACAUUGAUCAAGCACGUCAACAGGAUUCUCAGGAGACGUCUGUACCACGGUGUCAUGGAAGACUUUGUCAUCAAGUACUUCUGGGGUGCGCUUGGGCUCCUGCUCUGCAGUGUGCCCGUAUUCUUCCAAGUUCCUGGACAAAACGCAAAGAACAUGGGCGACCGGACGGAAAGCUUCGUGACAAAUCGUCGCAUGUUGCUCAUGUCGUCUGAUGCUUUUGGCCGAGUCAUGUUCUCCUACAAGGAAAUUACCGAGCUUGCUGGCUACACGUCUCGUGUGGCCACGCUACUGGACGUCAUCGACGAUAUCCAAGCUGGCCAUUUUGAGAAGAAGCUUGUGUCGUCCGCCGACACAGAAGAGAACGCGGCCGUCUUACGUGGCCGCGGUACGGUCACAGAGGGCGAAGACAUCGAGUUCGUCGACGUGCCUAUUGUGUCGCCUAAUGGAGACGUUCUCGUACGUAAAUUAUCAUUCGCGGUCAAGCCCGGGGAUCAUCUCCUCAUUGUCGGGCCAAAUGGCUGCGGCAAGUCCAGUUUGUUCCGUAUCCUGGGUGGCCUGUGGCCUGUGUAUGGUGGCACGGUGCGGAAACCACCCUUUGAGGAUAUCUUCUACAUCCCUCAACGCCCAUAUCUCUCUCGUGGAACACUACGCCAGCAGAUCAUCUAUCCUGACAACCUGCGCGAGAUGCGCGACAAGGGCAUCACAGACGACGAUCUGUUUAAUAUUCUGAGCGUGGUAGAGAUAGAAUCCAUUGUCGACCGUCCGGGUGGCUGGGAUGCCGAGCAGGAGUGGACAGACGUGUUGUCCGGCGGCCUGCAACAGCGAGUGGCAAUGGCGCGUCUGUUCUAUCACCGACCCCGGUACGCAAUUUUGGAUGAGUGUACUAGCUCCGUAACGCUGGAGAUCGAGAGGGUGAUGUAUGAUGAGGCAAAGAGACUAGGCAUCACGCUCAUGACUGUUUCGCACAGGAGAAGUUUGUGGAAGUACCAUGAAAAGAUCCUGCAGUUUGACGGGCAAGGGAAGUACGUGUUUACAAAGUUGGAUGCAGAGCGCAGACUUGAGCUUGAAGACGAGAAGGAAGACAUCGAGUUGCAGCUGCGAGCUGUUCCAGAUAUUGAGCAGAGAAUUGCGGAAUUGGAGGCUUCUAUGUAAGAAGCUAGUUGUUCAACGUUUGAUAAGCUGUAUACCUAGAAAAUACCCACAACAACUAUUGAAGAACGUGAAUGACCGAAAGAUGGUCUCCCU
Messenger RNA from Boeremia exigua, 2412 nucleotides. RefSeq names its product ABC transporter transmembrane region 2-domain-containing protein. The coding region runs from base 187 to 2319 and encodes 710 amino acids. Lineage: Eukaryota; Fungi; Ascomycota; Dothideomycetes; Pleosporales; Didymellaceae. Gene Ontology annotation, biological process: very long-chain fatty acid catabolic process; fatty acid beta-oxidation; peroxisome organization. Gene Ontology annotation, cellular component: peroxisomal membrane. Gene Ontology annotation, molecular function: long-chain fatty acid transmembrane transporter activity; ABC-type transporter activity; ATP binding. The record is from RefSeq and is a predicted model, not a curated record. The transcript is spliced from 3 exons.